AUGCAAGCAAGUGCUGCAGCUGCGCGUGCGUACGUGUGCGUGGCCGACUCGCCGCUCAUUUAUUCCCUCGUCCUCCUCCUCCCCUCCUCCUCUCGCCCGUCCACCCGUCCGUCUCGCCCAUUCGCCUCCGAGCCGGCGACGACGCCCAUCGUCAAAAGACCGUCGACCAUCGGCCGCGCCCUCGUCGACCCUCUCGUCCGCUCCUCGACACUCCACCGCCUCGUCGUUCGUCCGCUCGAGCAUCCUCCGCCGUCGCCAGGGGGGCCGUCCGUCAUCCGAGGGAGAGGCGAGAGUCGAGCAAACCAACCAGAAGCGAGCACCGCCCACGGGCGACCCAUGUGCCAUUUUGUCGGCCGCUACAGCGCCCAUCCCCCCCCCCUCCGCGGGGCCUCUGUGCCCAUAACGACCGCCGACCCCUCCUCCUCCUCCUCUCCCCCUCCUCCUCGCCCUCCUACUCUCCCCUAA
Molecule: messenger RNA, 465 nt
Organism: Drechmeria coniospora
Lineage: Eukaryota; Fungi; Ascomycota; Sordariomycetes; Hypocreales; Ophiocordycipitaceae
Exons: 1
Coding region: 1-465 (154 amino acids)
Source: RefSeq, a predicted model, not a curated record